AUGGCCAUCUGGGGUUUUAUGCCUCGUGGGGACCAGACUGUGAUCGAAAAUAUGCCUUCGUUUUUCCCUCUUCAGGACACCCGCACGAUGAUGUGUCUGCCAGGAACCGUCAUCGACAUUGGAGGCGGCCGAUUAGAACUCUCGCUCAAGGAGUUAACGGAAUACCAAUUCCUAGGUUUCAAUGGUGGUAAUCCCCGCGACUUGCCAACCGGACUUUUCUAUAAUACCAAGGGAUUGAAGAUUUGGGGGGACAUCACCCGUUUACCCGAAUAUCGACAAACUCAGGACGAAAUAGACCUUUUGAAUUUGUUCAAAAGCCAGAUAGCAGAUUGGGUAGUAGAUGGAUGCACCAUCAUCGACAUGGGUAGUGGGGAUACUCGGAAGGUGUUGCCUCUCCUAGCCUAUCUUGAGCGCCUUCGGGUAGAAGUUCAAUACUUCGCCCUUGACCUUUCCAAGCAGGCACUGGAACGAACAAUGGAGCGGCUCAUCCCCGAGUUUCAAUAUGUACAAUGCUUCGGCCUGUGGGGUGCAUUUAGCGAUGGCCUAAACUGGCUAAGGGCUAUCAAGUCCCCCAAGCUCAUCCUUUCUCUAGGGUCAAUGUUCGGAAAUGAUGAGUUCUCCCUUGCAGUCUCAAGGCUAGAGGAGUGGAAACAGGUUAUGGGCCCCAAUGACCUGAUGCUCCUGGGUCUGGAUGCCUGCGGAUACCUGCCGGAGCUUUGGAAUUCGUACCACGACCAGAAGAGGGUAUGGGAAAGCUUCAUACGAAACGGGCUAGAGUAUUCAAACGAGGUUUUGGGGAUCAACUGGUAUAGGGGAGAGGACUGGGAGGUCACUGGUCGUAUUGACAGCUCACCAGACAUUGUCCACCGGUUUUCUAUCAUUGCUAGGAGAGACGUCCACUGCCCCUCUCUUGACCUGUACUUUUCAGCCGGCGAGCGUGUCGACUUCUUCGAGGCAUGGAAAUACGGGCCAGAGAGAAUGGAAAACGAAUAUCUCUUGACCAACGCUGAUUUCAAUAAUCAUUAA
Molecule: messenger RNA, 1026 nt
Organism: Microsporum canis CBS 113480
Lineage: Eukaryota; Fungi; Ascomycota; Eurotiomycetes; Onygenales; Arthrodermataceae
Product: DUF323 domain-containing protein
Exons: 5
Coding region: 1-1026 (341 amino acids)
Source: RefSeq, a predicted model, not a curated record